CUCGGAUAGUUUUAUCAAAAUCCAAGCACUACGAAAAACGGAAGCAACACAAUCAAAUCGUAAAAACACAAAAAGCACAAAAGUCACACACAGAAAGUAAGAAUUUUAGAAAAUAGCAGAGAAUUAUGGAUGCUGAGGAAAAGAAAAGGAUUAAAGAAAUUAUGAGAGAUAAAGAUAAAACAGAAGAAAAGUUACAAUGGAUGUACAAGGGAGACAGGCCAGAAAUGGAGGAAUAUCUACUUGGAAAAAGAAUAGACAGGCACAUUGAAAAAGAUGACAAACCUCCUGAUGAUGUUGCAAUAUUUGCUGAGCGUAUACAAGCUAACAUUGCUUUGGACAUGGCUGCUAAGGCGAGAGAAGAUCCAUUGUUUGCAAUCAGGCAAAAAGAAGAAGAUGUGAAGAGAAGACUUUUAGACAAUCCAGUGAAAAUGAAAAGAUUACAGAAACAGCUUGAAGAUAGAAAGAAGAAAUCUAAAAAGACAGACAAAUCAGAUUCUGAUGAUGAACUGAUCAGCAUGUAUUUAUCAAUUCUCAGUCAGAAAGAAAAAUCUCACAAGAAGAAGAAAAAGCAUAAAAAGAACAGUAGUGAUGAUUCAGAAGAAGAAGAUUCUUCAUCAAGACAUUCUAAAAAACACAAACAUAAGCACAGCAAGGACCAUGAUCAAUAUGAUAGAAAACACAGACAUGAUUCAGACUCAGAGGAAUGUUCAACCAAAAGAAUGAAAUACAAAGAAGAAACACAUAAACAUUCAAAAAGUGAUAGAAAAGAUGACAGAAGAAAAGACAAAGAUAGAAAGUCAGAAAGCAGGAAACAUAGACAUGAUUCAUCAGAUGAUGACCAUUAUCAUAAAAGAAAACAAAGACAUGACUCUUCAGAUGAAGAUUCAUCAAGAUUUUCUCAUCAUCGUCAUAACAAAGCUGAACCGCACAGAGACAGUUAUAAACAUGAAAAACAUACAAAAGACAAUGAAUUCAGUCACAGACAAAAAGAUAAUACAGACAGACAUAAAAAACAUAAAGGUCAGGAUAAGGUUAGAGAUUCAGAAUCUGAAGAAGAGCCAAUCAGAAAGCGACAUGAUUCUGGUUCAGAAGAGGAGAAAGUUGUGCCUGUUGCAAGAAAAUAUGGACUUAUAAAACUGAAGCAGACACCAGAUGAUGAAGCAGCUAAAAGAAAGAGAUCAAGAUCUCCAAAGACGCACAGAUCCAGAUCACCAGUGCAGAAACCAAAAUCAACAUAUAAUAAAGCUGAUUUUAAACCAAGAAAACUUACAGAAGAAGAGAAGAAGAAAAAGUUAGAGGAAAUGAUGGAUAAUGUUAAAUGGAGAGAUGAUAAUAGAACGAAGAACGUGAAGAGAUAUAAUGAGGACGAGAAAAGAGAAAAGGAAGAAAGAUCAAAAACGCAUGAAAAAGGAUUCUUAAACUCAAUGAUGUCCACUCAUGCAGAACAGAGUUCAGUAGAAGAUAGAAUAAAAAGAAACAGAUAUAAUUUACAGAGGACAAAAGCAGAAAUGGACAAAAAUUUCUUAAAGAAAUAGUAUAAAUAAAGUUAUUUUACCCUAAUGAAAUUUGUAAUGAAUGUAAAUAUACAUGUA
Molecule: messenger RNA, 1592 nt
Organism: Mytilus trossulus (common blue mussel)
Lineage: Eukaryota; Metazoa; Mollusca; Bivalvia; Mytilida; Mytilidae
Exons: 9
Coding region: 126-1535 (469 amino acids)
Biological process (GO): mRNA splicing, via spliceosome
Cellular component (GO): U2-type spliceosomal complex
Source: RefSeq, a predicted model, not a curated record